AUGCAGGAACUUAGCAGUUUCAUUGAAGAAAAACUAGAAAUGAUCAAACCAGGUUCUAGACCUCCUGGAGGGGUAAACCUCCCCAAGCCGGGCGAUAAGGAGGGACAGAUGAUCCUACCGGAUAAAGACAAGGCAGAUGGGAACUCUGAACCCGAAAAGCCAACUAAGGGCAAUAGCAAGGUCCCUUCAAAGGGAUCAGAUGAUUCGAAGGGCUCAAAAGACACCAAGACCUCCAAAGAUCCUAAGGACUCCAAGAAUCGAAAGGGCGAUAAGAGUCCUGUUCAAGUCCCUGCCCCCAAGAAGGAAGUCAAGGAGAAGAAGUAUAAUCUCUCAGGAUCAUCUGUUUCUUUGACUGCAGAAUCAUUCCUGAAACUUGUCACUACCACUCAAGAUCCAUGGUUUAUCAAGUUCUAUGCCCCUUGGUGUAGCCACUGCCAGGCACUUGCUCCUGUGUGGCAGCAAAUGGCUAAGGACAUGAAUGGGAAGCUAAACGUUGGCGAGGUUAAUUGUGAAGCGGAACGACGUCUAUGCAAAGAAGCACGAAUUUCCUCAUACCCGACAAUGCAUUUCUUCCGUGGAGGUGAGAAAGUCCAAUAUGAAGGCCUACGCGGGCUGGGUGACCUGGUUAAUUACGCCAACAAGGCAACCGAUGUAGUGGGCCUCGGUGUCCAAUACGUCGACGCAGAAGCUUUCAAGAAGAUGGAGGAAACUGAGGAGGUCAUCUUCCUCUAUUUCUUCGACCAUGCCACAACUUCUGAAGACUUUGCUGCUCUUGAUAGACUCACCCUCAGCUUAGUAGGACGUGCCCGACUAGUGAAGACUGAUAGCAAGGAGCUUGCUGAGCGAUUCAGAAUCUCUACAUGGCCCCGUCUCCUCGUGGCCAGGGAUGGAACCGCCAAAUAUUAUACCGCUUUGGCCCCAAGAGAUAUGAGAGACUUCCGCGCUGUUCUGUCUUGGAUGCAGAGUGUUUGGCUCCCUAUCGUGCCAGAAUUGACAGCUACCAAUGCCCGCGAUGUCAUGGAUGGUAAAUAUGUUGUUCUCGGAAUCCUCAACAGACAGCAUAACGAAGACUUCGUCCAAAACAAACGUGAGCUCAAGAACGCAGCAUUGGAAUGGAUGGAAAAACAGACCAAGCUAUUCCAGCUAGAGCGUCAGGAACUACGAGAUGCUAAAGACCUCCGGAUUGAAGAAGCCGAUGAUCGUAAUGACCAGCGCGCCCUGCGAGCUGCCAAGAGCAUGCGCAUCACAAUCCGUGAGGAUGAUAAGAAACAGGUCGGGUUCGCUUGGGUUGAUGGAAUUUUCUGGGACCGAUGGGUCAAAACUACCUUUGGCGUCGAUGUGAAGAACGGAGACAGAAUUAUUAUCCACGACGAAUCGAACCGUCGCUACUGGGACUCGUCUCCAAACGGUGUUGAUAUCAUGCCCAGCCGUACUUCUAUCCUCGAAACACUCACUCACAUUGCCGCUUCUUCUCCGAAGCUCAAGUCCAAGUCCACUGUUGGCUUCUUUGAGCACAUCUUUUUCACUACUCGUACCUUUGUCAGCUCACAUCCUUUCAUCACUCUUGCAUUGUGCAUUGUCACCAUUGCCAUCGCUUCUCUGUGGGCUAAGCGUCAAAUCCGCCGAACAAGAACCGUGACCGGAAAACUCGGAGGCUCUUCCAUGGGUUUCUUCCACCUAGAUGGAAAGGAGAAAGGGCUCUUUAGCUCCGUUGGGUCUGGUCCAAGUAACGGAAAAGUCGAUUAA
Messenger RNA from Trichophyton verrucosum HKI 0517, 1746 nucleotides. RefSeq lists its product as uncharacterized. The transcript is spliced from 2 exons. Gene Ontology annotation, molecular function: protein disulfide isomerase activity. Gene Ontology annotation, cellular component: endoplasmic reticulum. Lineage: Eukaryota; Fungi; Ascomycota; Eurotiomycetes; Onygenales; Arthrodermataceae. The record is from RefSeq and is a predicted model, not a curated record. The coding region runs from base 1 to 1746 and encodes 581 amino acids.